CUCGUGAGCACGCGUCCCUUCGCCACGACUUCGGUGCGCGUCGUGAGUCUUCGGCUUGCGGUGUCGGCGAGUCACCCGGCCGCCGUUUAUUUUUCCGAGUCCCCCGCCCGGCGUCUUGCCGUCCGCGCCCAACAAGUGGUGUAGACGCUGCUCUCUGCUCGCGGCUCACACGGAGUCUUGCGCCCGUACUUUGCACAACUUUCUGAGCGCUCCGCGCGCACGCGACGCACUUCCCGCGAGUUUGUAAACCGAUCGCGUGUUUUGAAACUUUUACCAAAGUGUUUAGAGACUACAGUGCCGUGAUAGAGGACUUCAGUGGCGUGUUGAGAGUCGGUGCGGUGUUCGUAGACGGUAGACUGAAGUCGAUGCACCUCCCGCACGCGAGCCCUCCGGCCCCCAGCAUGGCGGACGUUUAUGCUCAUAUCCAUGAGUACUAUCGGCAGAGUCACGGCGAGCUGGUGCAGACUGGCUCCCCAGCCGUGCUGUGCUCUGUGCUGCCCGGCCACUGGAGGUCCAACAAGUCGCUGCCGGUGGCUUUCAAGGUGGUGGCUCUGGAUGAUGUGCAGGAUGGUACCCUGGUCACGAUUAAGGCUGGAAAUGAUGAAAAUUCUAUGGCAGAAUUGAGGAACUGUACGGCGGUAAUGAAGAAUCAGGUUGCGAAGUUUAACGACCUGAGGUUCGUGGGUCGCAGUGGACGAGGGAAGUCAUUCUCCUUGACUAUCACCAUCAGCACCUUCCCCAGCCAAGUGGCCACCUACAUGAAAGCUAUCAAAGUCACCGUUGACGGACCUAGAGAGCCAAGAACUAAACAAAAUUAUGGCUACGGUCACCCGGGUGCAUUCAGCCCGUUUCUAUUGAACCCCGGCUGGCUGGAUGCGGCGUACCUCAACUAUGCGUGGGCUGACUACUUCAGGCCGCCGCAAAUACGAGACCAAACCGCCUCGCUCGUAAAAGGUGGCCCAGGCGCAAUAACAACACCCCCCGUGACGUUACCAGGAGCAGAACUCUUCCCCUUCGCGCCAGCGAUGGCUAACUUGCCAACAGGAGGCCUAAUACCACCUCCUGGUGCUUUUCUACCACCAAAUGGUCUCCUUCCGUUCGGACCACAUCCAGCAGACCUAGCAAUGAAGUCCUUACCACCCGAAUUAUCACUAAAGAGUAGCAUCAGUCCUUACGAUGCGUUGAGACACUUACAAAGCAACGUCUCCUCAAUGGAUACAUCGAGUGCUAGACUUUCUCCAACAAGCAGUAGACAAAGUGGAAGCCCAAGAAGCAUUGCCAAUGCUAGUCCCGACAGAUCUAAAGCUGAUUCAAAAUCGGAAGUCAAUUCGAUGCACGACGCGACAAUCACUGACGAAUCUGAUGAAGAACCUAUUGAAGUAGUGAAGUCAGCUUUCCAUCCCACACGACCAGCGAAUGUUGAGCUGCAGGAGAUGAAGAGAGUGCAGGCAGCAGACUCUACGGUGGCGGACAGACCGCGCGUCCGUAACGAACUGAAAGCACCUUCGCAGCGCAGCACACGAGUUCAUUCAUCUAGUCCUACAUCCACUAAGAUUUCAAACGGCACGAUACCGACACAUAAAUCAGUGUGGCGUCCGUAUUGAUCCAGUAGUGCUAGUGUUAGUUUAAUAUCUGUCGUGAAGAUGGAUUUGUUGAAAUGUGAUAAACCAAUGAGCUUGUACAUAAAUAGGUAUUAAAAAUCCUUUGAUUUAUAUCAGAUAUUUAUUGUUAGAUUUAUUUAGAUUUCUAGAUGUUAGACUAGCCGAGUAUGAAGUAAAUGUUGAUAGAUUAUUUGUUAAUUUUAUUGCAGAUGUGUUCAAGCUUAUCUAUAUGAUUAUCUCGUAAAUACUUAUAAAUGUAAAUUCAUUUGUAAAUGUAUAAUUGAAAUUUUAAUAUUCUUCGAGAAAUGACUGAUUAUUUUAAUGUUUAGAAAGACAAAUGUAUAGUUGUAAAUAUUGUAAAAGGGUAUUUAUUAAACGAACGAAAUGUACAAUAAACUUCUGCCACUAGGCAAUGUAUAACCGAAGUGUAUAUAUGUAUCUAGAGAUAAAAUGAUAAAUGAAAA
Molecule: messenger RNA, 2065 nt
Organism: Spodoptera litura
Lineage: Eukaryota; Metazoa; Arthropoda; Insecta; Lepidoptera; Noctuidae
Gene: run
Product: segmentation protein runt
Biological process (GO): regulation of DNA-templated transcription
Cellular component (GO): nucleus
Molecular function (GO): ATP binding; RNA polymerase II cis-regulatory region sequence-specific DNA binding; DNA-binding transcription factor activity, RNA polymerase II-specific
Source: RefSeq, a predicted model, not a curated record